UACACGGGGGUACUUAACUACUUCGUUAUUUGAUUUACUUGUAAAUUAAAUGCAUGUUGUUGAUGGCUACAAAUCCUGAAACAAGUUUUCUCGACGACGGUAUUGAGAAUUAUAAUAGGUCCGAAACUGAAGAUAUAUCAAAAUAUGAAGAAAUAAGAGACAGAAGCAUGCGGCCAUCUGGUCGAGGCCGGCAAAAUAAGAACAUUAAUUUGGCAUCACCAAUUAAUAUAAAUUCAGAUAUUAGUGAUGUAGCACCAAUAGUAAACCCUAAUGGCAGAUAUAAUAGACAAAUGGAUAGAGAGGAUGAGGAUGAAAGCUUACUGACAGAUGAAAAAACAUUGACUUGCCCAACUUGCAAAGGGACAGGGACAAUUUAUGCAGAUGACAGUUCUUUGGUGGCUCUAAUUCCUGUGAAAGAUGAACGUUUAAAGCCAAAAAGAACGAAAUUAAAGAUCGCCAUUGCUGUCUGUCUAACGAUUUUGAUAUGCGGAGUCACCAUAUUUUUUCUUUUUCCACGAAGUCCGACAUUACGGCUUCAAUCAGUUGUUGGAUAUAACUCUUCAUUUCCAACUUCAGGCGAUGCUUAUAUUUUACUAAAGAACCACUAUGUUGUUGACAACAAAAAUUUUGUAUACGUGGAUUUGACGUCGAUAUCACUCAGCGUGUCAUUCCAGAAGUUACAAGUUGCUGGGCCUAAUCCCAUUCAUAAAUUUGAAACAAAGAGUGUUGAUAUGCGUUCUUCUACAGAUUUUGACGUUUACGUAAAUACAACGUACAAGCGAGAUACUUCUGGCAUGGCUGUAUUGAAAUUAUUGUGUAUGUAUGGUUUUCUCUUACUAGAUAUUAGUACCCAAAUUGAAUCAUCUUUCCUCUUCCACACUGAAAUGAUAUCAUCCACAAAGCAGACAUAUUUUCCGUGUUACUACAAUGGCUCCACUUUCUAGUACGUAAAUUCUAUAGCUACAAUUAUCUUCUCUAUAUCGACGAAUUGCUGGAAUUAUUAUUGUCAUUCUGGUAGACGAUCAUAAAAUUAGAUGCAGAGUAUUUUAUACAAAAAAUUUCCAAAAUGAAACAUUUCCAUUUAUAAGCAUACCGACCUUUCUGCAAAUUUUCUAAUGUUACACGCGGAUAAACCGUUCCACGCAGGGUUUCACGUCUAAUCACGCGAUAUUCCUGCAACCCCAUGUGUUAAUCUUCAGUUCAGCAUAGCGAAACAUUAUGAAACAAUACGGAAGUUUUGAUUUUUACACUGUCUUUUUUGCAUCGCAUAAGAUGUUAAUAUAAAUAUAGAAAAUGUUGAAAACAAUCUUAUCCAAGGGUCUUUUGAAUUUCUACAAGCUCAACAUUAUACCACUAUUAUUAUAUGACUAGUUUUUUUUGUUUUUGUAAAUCCUGCAAUUUGAUUGGCUGCUGACGAGGCGGGAUUUUCCCAUAUUGCCCACGGGCAAUACGCUCAAUUUUUAUUGACCGGAUGUAAUGGAAAUGAAUUAUUAUUCGUGUUCAUGGUUUUCCCAAA
Molecule: messenger RNA, 1516 nt
Organism: Dendronephthya gigantea
Lineage: Eukaryota; Metazoa; Cnidaria; Anthozoa; Malacalcyonacea; Nephtheidae
Product: transmembrane protein 106B-like
Exons: 7
Coding region: 54-944 (296 amino acids)
Source: RefSeq, a predicted model, not a curated record